GCCCGCGGCUGGUCGAUACAGAUGAACGCAUCUUUAUAUACGUGGAAACAAGAAGAUGCGUACGUACGUAGAACCGCAUAGUCAAUCGUGUCCCGCGCAGCUGGCCUUUCGUGCAGUCAAAUGUAGCGUGCUGUCCCUUGGAGCUUAUAUAGAGUGCCAUCUUCUUGCUCGAUCGGCAGGACAAGAGCGGAGCCCGGACGUGCAGCAGAGCGCGGCCAUGGGGGAGCAGUACACGCCCGCGGAGCAGGCGAGCCAUGGCGGCGGCGGCGGGGUGCCGGAGCGGCGGUACCGCGGCGUGAGGCAGAGGCCGUGGGGCAAGUGGGCCGCGGAGAUCCGCGACCCGCACAAGGCCGCCCGCGUCUGGCUCGGCACCUUCGAGACCGCCGAGGCCGCCGCGCGCGCCUACGACGAGGCCGCACUCCGCUUCCGCGGCAGCCGCGCCAAGCUCAACUUCCCGGAGGACGCGCGGCUCACCGCCCCGGCCACCACCGCCAGCGCGGCGCCGACGAUGGCCUCUUCGGCGGCCCCCUACCCUGCCAGCGCCGUCUCCGACUACUUGCAAUACCAGAUGCUUCUGCGUGCGGGAGGCGGCGGGUUCACGCCCUACUACGGCGGCGGCGGCGGCGGCGGCAUCAGCGGUUCCUCCUCGGGGUCCUACUCGUUCCCGGAGUCCUCCGUGACCGUGGCAUCCGUGCCGUCCUCUGCUUCCUCUGGUUCAGGUUACGGCGACGCGGCGCAGUGGGCCUGGCCGGCGGAGACUGCGUGGACCUACCCGGCGACUACGGGUUCGUGGUCCGAUUCCAGCCACAGCCAGUAUCCGCCGCCACCCCAACAGUAGUUCUCCUCCAAUAAAGAAAUCGUUCUCGAUAGUAGUCAUUUCUUGUUUACUGUUCUCCUUCAAGAAAAAAGAGUUGCUGCAACACCGAUGGUAUUUGGUAUGGUGCCGUCCAACAUGCACUGCACGGCUGCCGCAAACCAGAGUACGUACGGCACGCCAGUCGCCAGAGCAUUGUAAAAUGUUCAUCUUUCUUCUUUCGCUUUGUUCGCUUUGUUCAUGUUGUUUUAUUUGAAAAAACGAAACCGAUGGAAGGUUUGGUUCUAGACCAACAUCUCCUCGCGUUUUGUCGCUACAAACGCCUUUACCCUGUAAUGUAAUCAUCAGACACAUACCUUUUCAGAGAAAAUGGAAGAAGGUUGGUCACGCUUGGAGCAAGCAGAAAAUAAACCACGUUGUUGAUCA
Messenger RNA from Hordeum vulgare subsp. vulgare (domesticated barley), 1240 nucleotides. RefSeq names its product ethylene-responsive transcription factor ERF110-like. NCBI's taxonomy places the organism in Eukaryota, Viridiplantae, Streptophyta, Magnoliopsida, Poales, Poaceae. The transcript has a single exon. The record is from RefSeq and is a predicted model, not a curated record. Gene Ontology annotation, biological process: regulation of DNA-templated transcription; ethylene-activated signaling pathway. Gene Ontology annotation, molecular function: DNA binding; DNA-binding transcription factor activity. Bases 56 to 838 code for a protein of 260 amino acids.